This is a messenger RNA of Brassica rapa (field mustard), 1562 nucleotides long. Its product is annotated as transcription termination factor MTERF4, chloroplastic-like. Lineage: Eukaryota; Viridiplantae; Streptophyta; Magnoliopsida; Brassicales; Brassicaceae. Gene Ontology annotation, biological process: regulation of DNA-templated transcription. Gene Ontology annotation, molecular function: double-stranded DNA binding. The record is from RefSeq and is a predicted model, not a curated record.
AUCACACCGAUUGUCCAGUCAUCAUUUGCCUCUUUCUCUUCUUUCUCCUCUGUAAUGUAUUCUUUGAUACUCCAUGGAAGAAGGUUCUGCGAGUUGCAGAAAUGGCGUCAUUUAAAUGAAUAUCCUUUCUCCAACUCCUUUUCCUCUACUAGUGCAGCAAUCCUUCAAGAUGGUCAGAACUUUACAGUGUCUUACCUCGUUGGCUCACUGGGUCUGACUUCAAAACUCGCCGAAUCAAUCUCAAAGAAACUCAGUCUCGAAGACGAAGACAGAAACCCAGAUUCGGUUCUGAAUCUUCUAAAGAGUCACGCUUUCACAGAUUCUCAGAUCUCCACCAUCAUUACAGAGUACCCACAAGUCCUAACACUAGACGCUGAGAAAACACUCGCUCCCAAGCUCAAGUUGCUGCUUUCCAGAGGAGCUUCAACCUCCGAGCUCACCGAGAUUAUCUCCAAAGUUCCAGAGAUCUUGGGAAAGAAGUCUAUCAGCAUAUACUAUGACUCUGUCAAAUGCAUCAUCGAAGCAGAUAGUAAUGAUGACUCUUUCCCACAGGGUACUAGUUUAGAGAACAAAGUCAGAAACGUAUCUGUUCUUAGAGGUUUAGGUAUGCCUCAGAAGCUCUUACUCCCCUUGCUCAUCUCCAAAUCUCAGCCCAUUUGCGGAAAAGAGAACUUCGAUGCUUCCCUCAAGAGGGUCAUCGAGAUGGGUUUUGAUCCGACCACCUCAAAGUUUGUCCUAGCUCUCCGCAUGCUUUACCAAAUGAGCGACAAGACGAUUGAGGAGAAAGUUGAAGUCUAUAAGACUUUAGGCUUCACUGUCGAAGAUAUAUGGGAGAUCUUCAGGAGCACUCCUACUUUCCUGAAAGUCUCCAAGACCAAGAUGCUGAGCUCCAUGGAGACGUUUCUAGGGUUAGGGUUCAGCAGGGAUGAGUUUGCCAUGAUGGUCAAACGCUAUCCUCUCUGCAUUGAGUAUUCCACGGAGUCGGUUAUAAAGAAGACUGAGUUUUUGCUGAAGGAGAUGAAUUGGACGGUGAAGGCCGUUGCUUUGCACCCUCAGGUUGCUGGUUACAGCUUGGACAAGAGGAUUGUGCCAAGGUGUAACGUGAUCAAAGCUCUCUUGUCCAAAGGGUUGAUUGGGAGUGAACUCCCUCCAGUGUCGUCUGUUUUGUCGUGUACGGAUCCGAAGUUCUUGAACAAGUAUGUGAUGAAGCAUGACGAGCUGGUGCCUGAGUUGUUGGCUAUCUAUAAAGGACAAGUAGACCACAAGUCACUCCCACAACAGUGAGCAACCUCAAGGUUUGUCCCAGUUUUAGAUAUCCUUACUCCUUUGUAUAAUGACAAGGGGAACCAAAAGAUGAGGUCUUGAUUUAUGUAUCCCAUUUUGUGCUUUUGUAAUCUCAAUUUUACUUGGAUCCCACAUGUUUUCUUCUAAUAUGCAAUCUGACUGGCAUAAUAAUUUGAAUCUUUAAUGCUUAGCCUAGACGCAGCUAAGAGAAGGGCCUUUCCUUGUGGUAUAUCCAUAAAUAUGUGUGGAUUGAUAUAAUAAUAUAUGUUUCGUUGCUC